AUGUCGUCACUUCAUCACAAAAAUAAAAUUGGUCUGAUCCAGGAUUACUUUGACGAAGCAAAGAAGUUUGUAGGUAAAGCCUUGGAGUCUGAUGAAAAAGGAGAGAGACUGCCAGCUCUUGAAUUAUACAAUAAAGCAUUGAAGUCAGCUCAAUCUGGACUUGCCAUUAUACAAGAGAGCCGUGAGGUAACGUCAGCCAUGAAAGAAAUAAAGAAGAAAUUGGAAAAGUUAAAGGGUCAAGUUAAAAGUAGAAUGGAGUCGUUGCUUGAGAAGGAAGAAGAGAAACGAUUGUCAAGAUCCUUACCAAAGACUCAAACUCAUACUUCCAGACCUACAGACUCAGUUUCAAGCAGUAUGGGAAUGAAAUCAGUGUCAGGAGGAGGAAAGAAUAAUAAAGAUACUUUGGGCGGAGCUGAGGCUGAAAUUGUAUUCUCGUCCAGUUCAGGUUGUAAGGUUAUCCGCGUUAAUGAAAGUGGGUGUGUCUUAAACUGUAUGCCUUCAGAAGCUAUGCACAUCUUUCGAUACAAAGAGCAUAUACCAGGUCAGCCUCCAGCGUUCAUCCAAUGUGGUGACUUUGUAUACCCACUGGUGCCCGGUCAAUCACCUGUACUUAGGAGCAGCCAGUUUGCUUACGUCUUCCCUGACAUUGAGAAUAACGGACACACCGUUGGUAUUGUGUUCAGCGAAGGAUUGACCAAGAAUGAGAUAAGGGAAUUGAAUCAGACUUUGAAAGUGUUGAGUGACUUUAAAGUUUCUGAAUCAUCAGGAGCAGCUGCUGGGGACUCAAAACCUGAACUAGAAGACACGCCCACUUGGGGUGGAUCAAUAUCAGAAAAAAUAGAAUCUGGUGUUAGCUGGGUAUCUGGUGUCAUUAGCACUGGCACAAAUAAAGCUGGUGAACUACUAAACAAGGGUGGGGACAAACUGAGGGAUAAUAUUGAGCCGAGGGAGCAGCCUGUGGAAAUACCUCAAUCAGUUGAAAAAGGAGCAUACUAUGCUAGAAGAGCAACUGAGUAUAUUCAAGCUGAAUCUAAUCCUGUAUCCAUAAUUAACUAUCAAGGUAGAAACUUCUAUUAUAACAAUGGUAUUUUAGAGCCGUUAAACAAUGAACUGCACCAAACUGGGAUAAUGCUGUAUAGCGCCGUGGUACUCCCUCCUCCUCCACAAUACUCUCCUUCGGUUCCACAAUAUCUUCCUUCUCCUCCUCAAAUUCCACCUGCUCUCCCUGUGCCACAAUACAAUAGCCCAUGCUUCUUUCAAUAA
Molecule: messenger RNA, 1263 nt
Organism: Amphimedon queenslandica
Lineage: Eukaryota; Metazoa; Porifera; Demospongiae; Haplosclerida; Niphatidae
Product: spartin-like
Exons: 10
Coding region: 1-1263 (420 amino acids)
Biological process (GO): cell division
Cellular component (GO): plasma membrane
Source: RefSeq, a predicted model, not a curated record